Molecule: messenger RNA, 1020 nt
Organism: Ilex paraguariensis (yerba mate)
Lineage: Eukaryota; Viridiplantae; Streptophyta; Magnoliopsida; Aquifoliales; Aquifoliaceae
Source: the annotation of a GenBank genome assembly
AUGGAGAAGCUUAUUUCAAUAAGGAGCAACAUUCAGACUGUGCCAGAGUCUUAUGUCUUACCCCCAGAUAGGAGACCUGGGAAGCAAGAUGUUCCUCUCUGCAAGACCAUCCCAGUGAUUGAUCUUAAAGGAGAACAUGCUCAUGACAAGGCAGAGUUGAUUCAGAAGAUUAUAAAAGCUAGCCAAGAAUUUGGAUUCUUUCAGGUGAUCAAUCAUGGGGUACCAGAGGAGUUAAUGCGCAAUGCUUUGAUGGUGGGCGCAGAGUUCUUUGAUAUGCCUGCAGAGGAGAAGGCAAGCUUUUACUCUGAGGAUCCAAAGAAAAGUUGUAGAUUGUACACGAGCAUUGAUUAUGUAAGAGAGAAGGUGCAUUUCUGGAGAGACACUUUUCGGCACCCUUGUCAUCCUCUAGAGGAUCAUGUAAAAGAUUGGCCCGAAAAGCCAGCUCGGUACAGAGAGGUGGUUGGAAGCUAUGCAGUUGAGGUGAGGAAGCUGGGCAUGUGGCUUCUCGAUCUGAUCUGUGAAGGAAUAGGACUCAAACCAGGAUAUUUAGGGUCUGGACUAAGCCAAGUUCAGCUAAUGGCUCUGAAUCAUUAUCCGCCAUGCCCAGACCCAAGCUUGACCUUGGGAUUACCUAAACACAGUGAUGUCAACCUUAUCACCCUUCUUAACCAAGGAGAGGUAAAUGGCCUUCAAGUUCUAAAAGAUGAAAGAUGGCUUGCAGUUGAGCCUGUUACCAAUGUAUUUGUGGUUAACAUAGGCCACAUGCUACAGAUAAUUAGCAAUGGGAAGUUGAGGAGUGCUGAUCAUCGAGUUGUAACGAACACAAGUGUUGCUCGAACAACUGUCGCUAGCUUCAUCUUUCCUUCCAGUGACAGCCUUGUCGAACCUGCAAGACCACUGACUAACAAAGGCAGUCCUCCGCGCUAUAAAGCAUUUAUAUGUAAAGAUUUUGUUAGCACCUAUAUAGCAGAUACCCAUGAAGGAAAACCACCACUUGAACGUUACGAGCUUGACCCUUGA